AUGACGUCGUUCACGAAAAAGUGUCCGAUGUCGGCAUCGCGCUUCGAACGGCGCACCGGACGCGUACGACGACCGAACAGAGGAGUGCGCGUGAGAGGCCGGGCGAAACGUCCCUUCGACAAGGACGCCAAGGCAAGUGAAAGCUAUCGAUACGCCGAAGAUGCACUCGGUCUCGAUCUGAAUAAUUUGAGCCUUGAACCCAGUUUACGUCACAUAGUUUCGCAUGGACGGAUUGAGGGCGACGCUGAGCAAAUUGACGAGGCUUUAGAGGAGCUCGCGAGCGCUCUUUGCUCAAACGUUGAGUUUGGCGUCGCGGGCGAAGAAAUCAUCGAGAAUAAUCGAAAACGUUACGGGGCAAACGCGGUGGAACCUGCAAAAGUGAGUUCUUUCGUUGACUUCGCGCGCGAGGCGCUCAAGGACGUCACUCUUCGGGUGCUCAUUGCGUCCGGAUUUGUGAGUCUCGCGUUGGAAUCGGUCGUCGCGGACGAACCGUAUGCAUGGCUCAACGGAGCCGCGAUUUUACUCGCCGUGAGCAUCAUCGUCGUCGUCGAGUGCGUGAAUAAUAGCGAAAAACAGCGGUCGUUCUUAAGCCUGAACGCGCUCAUGCAGGAGACUACGUUGGCGAGCGUCACUCGCGCUGGCGUUCGAUCGCUUGUGCCGAAGGGUGAAAUCGUGUGUGGCGACAUCGUCGAGUUGCAGUCGGGCGACGUAUUGCCAUGCGACGGUGUCGUCGUCGAGGCCGCGGCUCCGUUUCUCUGCGAUCAGAGUCACCUCACGGGCGAAAGCGACGAGGUGGAGAAGCGACGCGGCGAUGUCCUAUUCGGCGGUUCCAAAGUCACAUCAGGACGCGCUUCAACGAUGAUUAUUGCCGUGGGAACGCAAUCUUCUAGUGGAAAAAUCGCUGCGAUGAUCAGCGACGUUGAUUCGCAGGAGUUCACGCCGUUACAGCUCCAACUUCAGGCGCUCGCGAUCACGAUAGGACGAUAUGGGAUUGCCGCCGCGACGUUCGUUAGCGUAAUCUUGGCUUCAUCGCUCAUCGCGCCGCUCAUCGCGAGCGGGAUGUCGGACGGGAUUCCACCCGAGAUCGAAUUGGAGUUACUGCACAUCGUCAUCAUCGCGAUCACCAUCGUGGUGGUCUCUGUGCCAGAGGGUCUUCCGCUCGCGGUGACGCUCGCUUUGGCUUACUCUGUGUCUCGCAUGAUGAAAGUCGAGAUGCUCGUCAGGGUGCUCGGCUCGGCGGAGACCUCUGGCGAGAUUACGACGCUUCUUCUCGAUAAAACGGGGACGCUGACGCGAAACGAACAGACGGUCGCCAGGGCGUGGAUCGCGGGCGUUGACAUUGGACCGCUCACGAAGACUGGCUCAUCGUGGAACUCGGAGAUCGGCAAGGUGACUCAAGACACGCCGAGGCUCGAUCCGCGCGUCGUUAAACUCUUAUCGAUCUUGCUCGCGAUGAAUUCCACGCUGAUUUACGAUUCUGAGGGUAAAGUUCUUCGAGGGCCAAAGUCUGAAAUCGCUCUGCUCGAUUUCGUCAACUUGAUGAACGGCGACAAAACGUUCGUGGCGACGAUUCGCGAGUAUUUCCCGCUCGUCAAGAUUUUUCCUUUCAGCGCGGAGCGGAAACGAAUGUGCUCACUCUUUACGCUUAGAGACGCCGUGGACGACGAGAUGGGCGACGUCAUCGUCCGUGCCGUUACAAAGGGUGCGGCGCAGGACGUUCUAAAUCUGUGUGCCACCAUCAUGAUUGAGGAUGGCACAUCAAGACCGCUCGAUCUCGUGACGAGGGAGUAUCUGUCAAGGAAAUUUCUUGAAUGGCAAGAGCACGCCGAGCGCGUCCUGCUCGUGGCGUAUCGCGAUAUUGAGCGAGACCUCAUCACGAUCGAGGACGCGACGGAAAUAGCUCGUUGCAUGUCAGCCACGGAUGCCGAGUCGGAUCUCACCCUCGUCGCUGCCGUCGGGCUGAGCGAUCCUCUGAGAGAAGAGUCGGCGGAGAGCGUUCGGCUGUGUAAAAAAGCGGGUGUGAGUGUUACGAUGGUCACCGGGGACUCGCUCUCCACCGCGACUGCCCUUGCGAAGCUAUGUGGGAUAUUGGACGACGCUGGGGACGAGUCCGGCUCGGCGUUGACAAUGACAGGUGAGGAGUUUCGAGAGAGAAUUCGUACGAGCGACGGCAAAGUCGAUCAACGAAAGAUCGAUGAGAUCUGGCCUCGUUUGCGUGUUCUUGCACGCGCAUCGCCGAACGAUAAGUUUGUGCUCACUGCUGGCAUUCAACAGUCGAGGCUAUCGCGUCAAAUAUGCGGGGUGUGCGGCGACGGCGAAAAUGAUGCUCCGGCGCUCCGUCGGAGCUCGGUGGGUUUUGCGCUCGGCUCUGGAACAGAGAUGGCGCGGUCCGCGGCGGACAUUGUGUUGCUUCAAGAUUCCAUCGCAAGUGUCGUUGAUGCCAUUCGCUACGGUCGAAACGUGUUUGAAUCGAUAGAAAAGUUCAUCACGUUCCAACUGACGGCUAAUGUUACGACCAUCCUGCUCAGUACCGGCGGCGCUUUGGUGUAUGCACAGGCUCCACUCAGUGCAAUCGAGCUCUUGUUCGUGAAUUUGGUCAUAGACUCUCUGGCCAGUCUCGCUCUCGCUACCGAAGAGCCGAGUAACGAAGUGAUGCGGCAACCACCCGCGAACGCAGGCGAGUUGAUAACCUCCACCAUGCGCGUGGCGAUCUUUACGCAAGUGAUCUAUCAACUCACAGUGAUGACCUAUCUUCUGGAUGAAUUCGGUCCGGACGACACGCAAAUUUACGGUUGUUUUGUCCUCAUGCAGCUCGCAAAUCAGUUCAACUGCCGGAAGGUGACUACGGAGCUGAACGUGUUCGAAGGAAUUCUGAAGAACAAGCUCUUUCUCUUUCUCGUCGCUAGCGAAUUACUCAUGCACGUACUCAUCGUACAGCGUGGUGGCGCGGUGUUUCACACUACGCCGAUGGAUCUCGGGGAGUGGGCACGGUGCGGCGCUUUUGCGCUCUGUGCGCUUCCUCUGCGCGCGCUUGUCGUUGCCCCCUUUUCCAAGGCGCGAAGCGGUUCGACUACCGGUACCGGAAGCUAG
Ostreococcus tauri is the source of this 3090-nucleotide messenger RNA. RefSeq names its product Cation-transporting P-type ATPase, C-terminal. The transcript has 2 exons. Gene Ontology annotation, cellular component: intracellular membrane-bounded organelle; membrane. The coding region runs from base 1 to 3090 and encodes 1029 amino acids. The record is from RefSeq and is a predicted model, not a curated record. NCBI's taxonomy places the organism in Eukaryota, Viridiplantae, Chlorophyta, Mamiellophyceae, Mamiellales, Bathycoccaceae. Gene Ontology annotation, molecular function: P-type calcium transporter activity; ATP binding; ATP hydrolysis activity.